This is a messenger RNA of Nyctereutes procyonoides (raccoon dog), 2885 nucleotides long. RefSeq names its product guanylate cyclase 1 soluble subunit beta 1 (gene GUCY1B1). The coding region runs from base 69 to 1730 and encodes 553 amino acids. The record is from RefSeq and is a predicted model, not a curated record. Gene Ontology annotation, molecular function: heme binding; guanylate cyclase activity. NCBI's taxonomy places the organism in Eukaryota, Metazoa, Chordata, Mammalia, Carnivora, Canidae. Gene Ontology annotation, biological process: cGMP biosynthetic process; response to oxygen levels. Gene Ontology annotation, cellular component: guanylate cyclase complex, soluble. The transcript has 13 exons.
CGCUGUCGCCGCCGCCGCCGCAGCCGCCGCCCGGUCCCUCGGCCGCGCUCGCGUGGGGGCCACGCACCAUGUACGGAUUUGUGAAUCACGCGCUGGAGCUGCUGGUGAUCCGCAACUACGGCCCCGAGGUGUGGGAAGACAUCAAAAAAGAGGCACAGUUAGAUGAAGAAGGACAAUUUCUUGUCAGAAUAAUAUAUGAUGAUUCCAAAACUUAUGAUUUGGUGGCUGCUGCAAGCAAAGUCCUCAAUCUCAAUGCUGGGGAAAUCCUCCAAAUGUUCGGGAAGAUGUUUUUUGUCUUUUGCCAAGAGUCUGGUUAUGAUACAAUCUUGCGUGUCCUGGGAUCUAAUGUCAGAGAAUUUCUACAGGUUAUUCAGCAAAGAAAUGAAGAAUGUGAUCAUACUCAAUUUCUAAUUGAGGAAAAAGAGUCAAAAGAAGAAGAUUUUUAUGAAGAUCUUGAUAGAUUUGAAGAAAAUGGUACCCAGGAAUCACGCAUCAGCCCAUAUACCUUCUGCAAAGCUUUUCCUUUUCACAUAAUAUUUGACCGAGACCUAGUGGUUACUCAGUGUGGCAACGCUAUAUACAGAGUGCUUCCCCAGCUCCAGCCUGGGAACUGCAGCCUAUUGUCUGUCUUCUCUCUCGUCCGUCCUCAUAUCGACAUUAGUUUCCAUGGGAUCCUUUCACACAUCAAUACGGUUUUCGUAUUGAGAAGCAAGGAAGGAUUGUUGGACGUAGAGAAAUUAGAAUGUGAGGAUGAGCUGACUGGAACUGAGAUCAGCUGCUUACGUCUCAAGGGUCAGAUGAUCUACUUACCUGAAGCAGAUAGCAUCCUUUUUCUGUGUUCACCAAGUGUGAUGAAUCUGGAUGAUCUGACAAGGAGAGGUCUGUAUCUGAGCGACAUCCCCCUGCACGAUGCCACGCGUGACCUCGUUCUUUUGGGAGAGCAAUUCAGAGAGGAAUACAAACUGACUCAAGAACUGGAAAUCCUCACAGACCGGCUGCAGCUCACGUUAAGAGCCUUGGAAGAUGAAAAGAAAAAGACAGACACGUUGCUUUAUUCUGUCCUCCCUCCAUCUGUUGCCAAUGAGCUGAGACACAAACGCCCGGUGCCUGCCAAAAGAUACGACAAUGUGACCAUCCUCUUCAGUGGCAUUGUGGGCUUCAAUGCUUUCUGCAGCAAGCAUGCAUCCGGAGAAGGGGCCAUGAAGAUUGUAAACCUCCUCAAUGACCUCUACACCAGAUUUGACACACUGACCGACUCUCGGAAAAAUCCAUUCGUUUAUAAGGUGGAGACAGUUGGUGACAAGUACAUGACAGUGAGUGGUUUACCAGAGCCAUGCAUCCACCAUGCACGAUCCAUUUGCCACCUGGCCUUGGACAUGAUGGAAAUUGCUGGCCAGGUUCAAGUAGAUGGCGAAUCUGUUCAGAUAACAAUAGGGAUACACACUGGAGAGGUAGUUACUGGUGUCAUAGGGCAGAGGAUGCCUCGGUAUUGCCUUUUCGGAAAUACCGUUAACCUCACAAGCAGAACGGAAACCACUGGAGAAAAAGGAAAAAUAAAUGUAUCUGAAUAUACAUACAGAUGUCUUAUGACACCAGAAAAUUCAGAUCCGCAGUUCCAUUUGGAGCACAGAGGCCCCGUGUCCAUGAAGGGCAAAAAAGAACCGAUGCAAGUUUGGUUUCUAUCCAGAAAAAAUACAGGAACAGAGGAAACAACACAGGAUGAUAAUUGAAUGUUAGACUGUGGGACGAAGAGGACUGCAGAAUGGGCUCCAGUUGUCCCCUGUCACACGCCAAGCCUGGGAGCAAUUAGUCCCUGUGGAUAGAUUUUGCUUUGUCCUUCGCGGUUACCCCAAGCCUUUCUCCUAGGUAUACCUUUCAUGAUUCAUUACUCAACCUUAGCACUGCUUCUGAUUAUUUUCAAGGUUUAGUAUGUUACCUGAAAUUUGGCUUUAGAUGUGAAUGAUGUGAGCUUCAUGCGUCUUAAGAUCUACCACAAGCGUUGCCGAGCAUGGUAAUCUGCAAGUGGUAGGCACCCAAUAAGUAUUUGUUGAAUUUAAUUAAAUGACACAGAACAGUAUUUGGUCCUGUGUAUAUAUCAUAUCAUGGCUUACCGAGUCUGUUUGGUGUUCGGUGUAUAUGUACAUGUAUAUUUUAAUGACUAUAAUGACACAUAACAAAAUUUAUAUCGUGUUGGUGUACAUCAUUAUAGAAAUCGUUUUCUACAGGAGUGAAUUCUGUUUUAGGAAAAAAUGCAAUUUAUUUUCAGAUUCCCAAAAUAAGAAUGAAUAUACCAUACUAAGAAAAUAGUGACUAUUUUGAAUUGUGCUAGUUUUCCUUCAAAAAUGUAGGGUGCAUAUUUCUGUUACUAAAAUCUUUGGUGGCUCACUCAAAUUAUGUGGCAUUAUAAUAUCCUCUAAAAUUCUGUUGUUUGUAUUAAAUCUUAUUAACCACAUGCAGCUGUUAUAAAAAAGCUGUACUGUUUCACACUGAGCUGUUACAUUAGCUUGGGAUAAAUGUUAGGCGCUCUGACCACAUCCAAGAAUAAAAUUGAAGACACUGCUGGGAUACUCCUGAAAGAGCCAUUUCUGGCUUUUUAUUUCCAGUAAUGAGCUUCUUUUUCUUUGCUUGGAAGAAUGUGAUUAUAACCAGGCCAUCAUGUUCAGAAAAGUUACUUUAAUUUUGACGUAGACUGCAUUCCUAUUGGAAUAAUUGGCCUAUCGCUCUUAAAUAUAUCUGAUAAUUUAUUUAUACCUACCUUUAUAAAAUAUAGUGCAACUACUUUUGUGUAAAAAUGUUUGUCUCUAAAUUUAGCAUUUCGUAUCAGCACAUCUGUAUAUGUAUAAAUGUUCCACGUUCAUGUGUAAGAGAAUCUUCAAUAAAUUAUU